AUGAAGACGCAUGAGCGUUUUGCGGAUCCAACUCAGAAAACAAAUCAAACAGUUGAGGUAGAUGUUACUCCUUAUAUUUCAGAUGAUUUUCAGGAACGAAUUCAGCGGCCACAUCCUAUCUCGGAUAGGCACAAAGUGGAAUUCAAGCGUCUGUUAGAUGAAGAUGUUCGAUUAGGUUUUCUGAUAUCAGUAUCUCCAUCUUAUAAGGUAAUUCAUACAAACCCAGCAUUUGUGGUAAAAAUUCGUGUUGUUGCAUCAAAAUUGGGAGGUCCUAUCUGUAAUGGAUAUUGCUCAAGCCUUCAAGCGAAACAGAACGGAUUUGUAUUGAAUCCAUUAAAAUCGAUGUUUAGUGUACCACAAUGUGAAUAUUUAGGUAUGAUAGUGAAUGUAAAUAAAGGAAUUUUCAUUCCAUGUUUUCACGUUGAUUCUUUACUUAAGAUUCCAGUUUCAACUAAUGGGAAAACGUUAAAGAAAGUAUUAGCAACAUUUAAUUUUUUUGCUUUUCAUAUGCUUGGUUAUAAACAAGCUGUUAAAGCUUUAUAUAAAUUUCAAUCCGUUAAAGGUGACAUUUCUAACAUUAUAGGUCUGCCAUAUUCUCAUUUAAAGAAGGUCAUUGCUGAUGCCAUUACUUUAGAACCGAUAAGAAGUAGUUGUAAUGGUCUGGAUAUUUUUCUUUCGGCAUCAUCUAUGUCUUUUUCGUUUAUUUUGACCGCUCGAUAUCGAGAGGGGAGAAGAAUCUUCGAUGUCGAAGCAAAUAAUGAUGUCGGACAGUAUAGUUGUUAUGUGGCAAGCAUGUUUAAGAAAUUACCUUGGAAUAAGCAGGAAUGCAUGGAUAGUUAUGAAAACGAUGGAGAUGCUAAGGUAUUGCUAUGUAUUGUACGUUCUUCAAAGGCAACAAAAGUUGAAUGGAAUGACGUCAAUGCUAUUUUUAAGGACAAGUUGACUAAUGUGGAACUUGUAGAGGGGCUUCUGUUUGUAGAACAACGGUUAUUUAUUCCGGGUUCAUAUUGUGAGUUGGCGAGUCAGUUGCUUCAUACGGAUCAUUCGCCAUUUCAUGCUAUUAACCCGUCUGAGGAAGUUGUUAUUACUUCAUGGCUUGCGGUUGAGAGAGUUUAUAAAAGAUCUCACUGUGUUGUGCUUCAUUAUGAUAAAAAACAUAAGAUUUUAGUGUUAACGGAUGUAGCUAGUAGCUAUCCAAUGACAGUGGAAAUAAAAGAUGAAUCUACAGAAUCAAUUAUAUAUGAGUUUGAUUUUUUAUUAUCUCAUCUUAAUUGUCUUAUUUUUAUUACAAUGGAUAACCAACGAACUUUUGCUUCACAUGCCGUUACCGAACAUCUUGAGCGUUUUCGCAUUCAAGUAUUGUUUAGUGUUUCAUUUGUAUCAGAAUCUAAUGGAUAUGCGGAACAAAUGAAUUCGGUUAUUCUGAGAAAUAUUGAUAAAAUAUUGUCUUUUUCACGUACAUUUAAGAAUGCAUUAUACAGGGCUGUGACAUUGGCACAGAAUAAAGUGGUGAAAGAUGGAUCAACAGCGCGGGAGAUAUAUUUUAAGGCAUCUUAUAAAUUACAUGAGUUUGCUUCUAAAUAUCAACAUUUUUGUACACUUUUAAUGAAUCGUGAAUGCUGGUUGAAACGGUCAUCGAAUGAUCAUGAAUGUGUAAAAGCUAACUUGGUCCAACGUUUGUCUAAACACUGCUAUAGAAUUGAGUUCAAUGGCACUAGUUUUGUUAGGAAAUGUGAUAGUAUCCAGUUUCUGGAUGCUGGGGGUAAGGUAAUUUGUCAGGAGGAAUUUCAUGCUGGUCUGUAUGCUUCAAAACCUUCAAAGGGGGAGGAUGUAACGAAUUUCGUUUAG
Molecule: messenger RNA, 1848 nt
Organism: Strongyloides ratti
Lineage: Eukaryota; Metazoa; Nematoda; Chromadorea; Rhabditida; Strongyloididae
Product: Integrase, catalytic core domain and Ribonuclease H-like domain-containing protein
Exons: 6
Coding region: 1-1848 (615 amino acids)
Biological process (GO): DNA integration
Molecular function (GO): nucleic acid binding
Source: RefSeq, a predicted model, not a curated record